GCAUAAAGGACAUCACACUGGAACCAACCAAGUAUUUAUCAAUAAUGGACGUGUACCCAGUUCUGUGCCAGCUAUUGUAGGGGUUAUAAAAAGUACUGUGAGACAUGGUGUCGGCCUUCAGGGAUCUUACCUAGUUAAGAGAGAAAAUAACAUGGGGCAACCAGAAGAUAAACCUCAUCCUAGUCAUUAUUUGUACGCCUGAGAUUUAAGAUAUAUAAGGGAUAAAUGAAGACUCAAAAGAGCAUUUUACAGCUGUGGAAUAGCUAUGACAUAACAUGCAUGCAUAUAUACAGCCUUAUGUAAAAGGUUUUAGCUGACAUUUGAGUGAUUCAGUAGUGUGAUAUGGCCCCUACAAAAGUGACUGAAAUUUUCAGCUGUAGUAAUUGAAGUGUAAUAUAGAGAAUGACAAAAAUGAGCACAAAGUAGGGUAGCCAGUCUUAUUUUGCCAAAUAAGAACACUAAACAAUAUCAGCUACCAACUACUAAUACAUUUCAUACAAGAAAGGUGAUUUUUAAAAAGUGCUCCAGGAGUAGGAAGAACAUGAUCUUCUAAUAGUCCUUUACAUUAAAUACAUUUAGCUGAAAUAAAAGGCACUAGGUGCCCUUAUUUUCUUUAGUUCAAGCCAGAAUCGUGAACAUUUUCAUUAAAGAACCACUGGGCUAACGGACCUGAGAUUGUGACUGGUCUUUCUGGUCCCUGCUGUGGCUUUGCCCCCUGCCUUUAAUUGCUUUAUUAUUGCUCCCUGAACCCUGAGCACAUCUUCUUUAUUCAAAGGCUGGGUAGCAGGUAGUCAAGUCAGGCUUCUUCUGCGAUGAAAAGAGUUGAAGGAAGUUAUAAAGAGAAAGUGUUGGAGACAAGUAUAGCAGCCAUUUGAAAUGUUUGAUUGUUUUGGGCAAUCUCUAAAUUGGUGAAUGGAAAGGGCAUUCCACCUUGCCCCAACUUAGAGAAGGGAUAUGCCAUGGUCCUUGCUUUUCCAUGCCUACCCUCUCAUCAUUUGUGUCAUGUUUUACUAUCAGUUGUAAUCUUAAAAUAUGGGCAUAGCUGAAAAUGUUGAUAAGGUAGUAUUUAGUACUCAAGACUUAUCUCAAGCUGCAGCUGGUAAUUGAAUUGCUUAUUGCUACUUUGCUUUUUAGAAUUAUUUUCAACAGUUUUCCUCCAAAAGAGUUUUCUACUGCAGACUCUGUCAGAUGGACUGGCUGAUCAUACUAUGUUUGAAAGGAAGUUUCCAUAAUUAUUUUUCUGGCCUCUAAAACAUUUGUCUGCAUGUUAGCUAUCCUCUGUGGAAAAUUGUUCUGUGCUUAGUUACAGAGAAUUCCUUAUGUGGAAACGAAACAAAACCUUGUCUUCCAUAAAAAGAGACUGUGAUUCAAUGGUGCUAACCCCAGAUUGGGCAGUAGGGGAGGUGGGCACACCAGAAAAGUGCCACUGUAAGCCAUGAGAUGUCUGGUCUGAAUUGGAAACCCUUCGUAUAUGGCGGCCUUGCCUCUAUUGUUGCUGAGUUUGGAACUUUCCCUGUGGACUUGACCAAAACGCGACUUCAAGUUCAAGGCCAAAGUAUUGAUGUCCGCUUCAAAGAGAUAAAAUACCGAGGAAUGUUUCAUGCCUUGUUCCGAAUCUAUAAGGAAGAAGGUGUAUUGGCUCUGUAUUCAGGAAUCGCUCCUGCUUUACUAAGACAGGCAUCAUAUGGCACCAUUAAAAUUGGCAUUUACCAGAGCUUGAAGAGAUUAUUUGUAGAACGUUUAGAAGAUGAAACUCUUUUAAUUAAUAUGAUAUGUGGGGUAGUGUCAGGAGUGAUAUCUUCCACUAUAGCCAAUCCCACCGAUGUGCUAAAGAUUCGAAUGCAGGCUCAAGGAAGCUUGUUCCAAGGCAGCAUGAUUGGCAGCUUCAUUGAUAUAUACCAACAAGAAGGUACCAGGGGUCUGUGGAGGGGUGUUGUCCCAACUGCUCAGCGGGCUGCCAUCGUUGUGGGAGUAGAGCUACCAGUCUAUGACAUUACGAAGAAGCACUUAAUAUUGUCAGGGGUGGUGGGAGACACAAUCUUAACUCACUUUGUUUCCAGCUUUACGUGCGGCUUGGCUGGGGCUCUGGCUUCCAAUCCAGUUGAUGUGGUUCGAACUCGCAUGAUGAACCAGAGGGCAAUUGUGGGACAUGUGGACCUCUACAAGGGCACUUUGGAUGGUAUUUUAAAGAUGUGGAAACAUGAGGGCUUUUUUGCACUCUAUAAAGGAUUUUGGCCAAACUGGCUUCGACUUGGACCCUGGAACAUCAUUUUUUUUAUUACAUAUGAGCAGCUCAAGAGGCUUCAAAUCUAAGGACUGAAUAUAUGUGAGUCAAGCCCUGCCAACCUUUCUACUCUUCUUUUCCCUUUUUCUGUGUUCUAAUGUAUUUUGACAAAGUUGUAAGUGUUUACUGAAUCAUUGGUCUCCCAAGGCCCUCCUGAUGGAAGAACGAUAGGAUGGUUCAAAAUUGCUCAUGUGUUUGUGUUGCCAUGUGAACUUUUCCCUGAGAGGGAGUAUUAACACUGAGACUCUGGCCCCAGCUUGGUAUCUUCUGUGAAGAUGGAUACUGAUAGAUGACACUCAAAAUGACCUUCUCUUCAAAUGUGGGUUAAAUGUAGUUUGUUAGCCCCAGACUUGGGCUAGAGCAGAAGGCAUAGGCCAGGGCAGUUACUGCUAUUUAUGUUACAGACCUCGGUUCUCAUUAAAGUAUUUAUUGGCAGAA
Delphinapterus leucas (beluga whale) is the source of this 2722-nucleotide messenger RNA. The record is from RefSeq and is a predicted model, not a curated record. NCBI's taxonomy places the organism in Eukaryota, Metazoa, Chordata, Mammalia, Artiodactyla, Monodontidae.